CAAUGUCUGUGUUCUCGCUGUACGGAAAGAAUAUCGCAGAACUGCAUGCGAUCUUUGUUAUAUUUAUUUUGUGUACUGGGCUGUAGUGUGUAUACAUUCUGAUGGGUUUGUGAGUGUAGGUGUAAGAGAUACGUAUGUGAGAAAUUGUGACUUUAGGAGAACUCAUACUUACUAAUUUCAGUUUUCGUGUGCAUUUCACAGACUGCAUAUUUUGAAAAGGGUGGUGAUCAGCUUUCCUGAGUCAUGGAUUGGAGACCUAAUCAGCGGGUGCUGACACAAGUCCCAGUCACCAAAGAUCCGAUUAUAGAAAGAGGACCAGUACUAUACGGCGGCAGAGGGAAACCACAAUACCAGCGGCAACCGCUGCCCGCGGUGCAACCACACCGACCACUGCCCGCAGUACAGCCGCUGCCCGCGGUGCAGUCGCGGCAGCCGCCACCCGUAGUGCAGCCGCGCCACCCGCCACCUGUGGUGCAGCCGCCUGUCUUACAGCACCCAGUGGCGCAGCAGAGCCACUACCAGUCACCGCCUGUGGUGCAGCCGCCUGUCGUGCAGCAGAGUUACUACCAGUCCCUGACACAUAGCACCGUGUCACCCCAGGCUGUGCAGCAUGCAGUGGCCGUGUUUGCACAGACAGGAAUUGCAGAAGAAUUCGUGGAGUUGAACUCCUCAAAUUCCUUGAAGUUUGCCAACAUGCACGGUGAUAUUCUUACUGAUAUUGGUCAUAAUGCUAGCCAGUGGCACCAGAUCACUAUCAAAACUCCUGUUCCAGAAUAUGAGAGAAGAUUUGUGAUCGCAGCCAUCAACAAACGAAUAUCACCACAGAAAAUUACGCCUUACUUUUUUCGUAUGGAAAAUCUACACAUAACAUUCUUUGUGAAUAUGUGCGGUUUGGCACUGAGAACACUUUGCAGGAGAGAUCUUAAAGUGCCGUAUGUCUCUGAUAAAUUUGAUGAGAUUGAAAUGACAAUCAAACUGUUCAGCAAAAAUUUCAACCUCUCAGAAGCUCUGAAAGAAAUUAUUUCAAGAAGACUGGACAGUCCGAAAAAGUUUUUGGAUCUCUCUUAUAUAAACAGUAUUCCUGAGAUCCAGGAAAUGCUGUUUGACCCGACUGAUAAUUGGCACAUCCUGGACCAGAUGCUGAGGGUCGCAGAGGUCUCGGCGCCCGGGCUCGUUGCCCUCAGACUCGCGGGUAACGGGAUCACGACGCUGACCCUCCUCUGGGAUUUUCUGGUCCACUCCAAGUGGAAGUCUCUACGAACUUUGGAUGUGUCAGACAAUGAGGUAAAGAGCACUGGUACUGUUUCAUUGUCUCGUACUUUACAGAUCUCAGAAGUCUACUUGGAUUGUAAUCCAAUAUGUCACAUGCUUAAGAGAGAUUCAUACAUAAGUGCCAUCAAGGCAACAUUUCCCCGUCUUGCAAAAUUGGAUGGGACUUACCUACACACCACAGCACAUCUGCCUUACUGGAAGCCGAAUUUCAUUGUGAAUGGUACUGGUGACCCAGGUGAAUUUGCUGACCAGUUCAUCGAGCACUUUUUCACACUCUAUGAUGACCCCGAUCGAAUGAAACUCCGUGGAUUGUACCAUGAGAAGGCUUACUUCUCACUUUGCAGUUUAUAUUUGGAUGCACAAUUUACAACUCCCAAUGCAAGAUUGUCUGCUUACAUUGAUGAGACCCGAAACCUGUUACGUUGCUCUGAUCUGAAGAAGGCGAAUGCUGCACUAACACACGGCUCAGAGGAAAUCCUCGAAAGGUUAUCGAGCUUACCCACUACACAGCACGAUCCCUACACCUUCGCUGUGGAUCUUUUGGUACAUACGCCGAAGAUGACCGUACUGACAGUAACAGGUGUCUUCCGGGACAUUGCUAAGCAGAAAAGUUCUCAUAGACAUUUCUCACGCACUUUUGUCCUCCAGAGACGAGAAAAUGAUGAAUAUCAAAUUACUAAUGAUAUCCUAUAUAUCUCAAAUGCAGCUACACGUGAGGCAGAAGAGGCAUUCAAGUACGUAAGACCACCUAAAAAAAUAAAGAAAAAGCGACCAACACCUAAUUUGUCAGAGUGCGAGAAGGAGUCCAUGACCGGAAUGAUUCAGCAACUGACUAGUAUGUCAGCUCAGUGGUCACGAAAGUGCCUGGAGGAUACUGACUGGGAUAUGAAGGAAGCCCUCCAGAUUUUUGUGGAACUUUAUGAGAUGAGCAAAAUUCCAAAAUCGGCAUUUAUCACCUCGAAAUAGUAAUGAAGAAAACUUGUUCAGCUCUCAGAGAGACUGCAUCUCAGUGCUGUGUAUGUUUUGUUAACUGUACCUUGAAACAAUUGCCUGUAAAUAAACAUUGUUGUAAUUUUGA
Molecule: messenger RNA, 2350 nt
Organism: Schistocerca serialis cubense
Lineage: Eukaryota; Metazoa; Arthropoda; Insecta; Orthoptera; Acrididae
Product: nuclear RNA export factor 1-like
Exons: 15
Coding region: 244-2238 (664 amino acids)
Biological process (GO): poly(A)+ mRNA export from nucleus
Cellular component (GO): nucleus
Molecular function (GO): protein binding; RNA binding
Source: RefSeq, a predicted model, not a curated record